UGAAAGAGUAUUACUAUGCUGAAAAUAAGAUCUAAUAGUAGAAGCUUUUUAGAAUUGGCUACACUGUUUGCCGGGAAAGAUUGUAAAAAACGGAAAUCGAAUACAACACAACCGAACCUCAUUGAUCAUUCAGAAAACUAUAAAAACGGAAAAAUCACGAACAAGUCAAGAAAAGAAAAACUUCACAAGAAAAUAUUACCUGUUAUAUCAAAAAUGAAAGGCAUCGAACCAUUGUCAGCGUUCGCGGUUUAUAAAAAGAUGUAUGGUCAAACAUCUGAUCCUUCCAGCAAAUUGAAGAAAUUUAAAACAAAAAAAAGCAAAAAACAAGCAGGACUUAACCCUAAGAAAGUUUUGCUGGGUUUGGAGAAGAAUGAUAUUUCCCUGAAAACUAGUAAGUCCGCGGUUACUACAUCCCAUAAUGAAAGUUCAUCUAAAUGUAAACACAAAUCUAUCAAAAAAGAUAAAGAGAGUCCUUCAUCUAAAUCCAUAAAAAAAGAUAAAGAGAGUCCUACAUCUAAACCCAUAAAAAAAGAUAAAGAGAGUCCUACAUCUAAAUCCAUAAAAAAAGAAAAGGAAAUUCUUGAACAUGAGUUUAUCAAAAUAGAGAAUGAAAGUCCUGGUGUAAAAAAGGUAGAAAGGAAGCGUAAAAGAGGAAAACGAAACAAUGAAUCAAACUCUUAUUUAUCUGAUAUGAAUGAACUGGAAACAACAAACGAUAAUGAAAAUGCAAAGGAAAAUGGUGAAGAACAAAUGGUAAUGAAUGAUCCCAUUAAUGAAGGUCUCAAAUUAUUCGAAUGGAUGAUCAAUCCAAUGAAUAUUAGGCAAUUCUUCAAAACUUAUUGGGAAACUGAACCUCUUUAUGUUUCUAGAAAGGAUAAAAAAUAUUAUUCAACCUUAUUCUCGUCAACAAUUUUUGAUAAAAUAUUAAGGGAAAAUAGUCUAUAUUAUACAAGAAAUGUAGAUGUUGUAAUUUAUCAAAAUGAAGAGAAAGAAGUUUUAAAUCAAGAAGGAAAGGCAAAUCCUUCAGCAUUAUGGGAUUUCUACAGCACUGGCUGCAGUGUAAGGUUAUUGAAUCCACAGACUUACCAUAAAAAAAUUCAUCUUUUACUGACAACCUUACAAGAGUACUUUGGUUCAAUGGUUGGUGCAAAUGUUUAUUUAACACCCCCAGAUUCUCAAGGUUUUGCGCCCCAUUAUGAUGACAUUGAAGCUUUCGUCUUGCAGAUAGAAGGAAGGAAACAUUGGAAAUUAUAUCACCCUAAAGACGAAGAUAUGUUGGCUCGACACUCUAGCAAAAACUUCAAACAUGAAGAACUAGGAGAACCAUUCCUUGAAGUAGCUCUAGAAGCAGGAUCAAUGCUAUAUUUUCCAAGAGGUGUAAUUCAUGAAGGUUGGACAGAUUCAGAAGCUCAUUCUCUACAUAUCACAGUGUCUGUUUAUCAGAAUAAUGCCUAUGUUGAUUUAUUAGAAAAAGCACUUCCUCUUGCUCUCAUGAAGGCAGCAAAAUCAGAUUUGGAAUUUAGGAAAGGAUUGCCUCUACACUUUUUGCGAAGUACCAAAGCCAAAAUUACCAUGAAAAAAAGAGUCUUGACACUCAUUGACAAAUUGAAAGAAUAUUUAGAUGUUGAAGAUGGACUUGAAGAAUUGGGAAGAAAAUUGGUAUAUGACUCAAUGCCUCCUGCACUCUCCCCUGAAGAAAGUAGUGGUUCCUCCAAGGAAGGUGGAGAUUUAUUAGAUAACGGCGUUGUAUAUAAUAAGGUGGAAUUUGAUCUCAGUAAUAAAGUUCGGCUGACUCGUUAUCAUUGUAUUCAACUUGAGCGCAGGGGAGAACAACCGAAACUAUACUACUCCACUGAAAACUCGAAAAUUUAUCAUGGAGAAGAAGAACAAUGUGUUGAACUAGAUGAAUCAAUGGUUCCUCUUAUUGUGCAUCUACAGAAAGCUUACCCUAGCUAUGUUAGAAUUGGGGAUUUACCACUUGACGAUACUGAAGUAAAGGUCCAAUUAGUUUAUGAUUUGUGGGAAAAAGGCAUUCUACUUACCACUGCUUGAUUAUUUUUAAAUGUUUUGACUAAAUUUUUUCAGAUAGUUGUGUUUGUUUAUAUUUAAUGUUAAUUAAUUAGUUUUAUAAACCUUUAAUAAAAAUGUUAUCAUUUAUUAUUAAAUGUAUUAAUAGUU
Harmonia axyridis is the source of this 2178-nucleotide messenger RNA. It is a transcript of the gene NO66, whose product is annotated as ribosomal oxygenase 1. The transcript has 5 exons. Bases 16 to 2052 code for a protein of 678 amino acids. The record is from RefSeq and is a predicted model, not a curated record. NCBI's taxonomy places the organism in Eukaryota, Metazoa, Arthropoda, Insecta, Coleoptera, Coccinellidae. Gene Ontology annotation, molecular function: histone H3K4 demethylase activity; histone H3K36 demethylase activity. Gene Ontology annotation, cellular component: nucleolus.